Zychaea mexicana is the source of this 430-nucleotide messenger RNA. Its product is annotated as LSM domain-containing protein. The transcript is spliced from 5 exons. The coding region runs from base 102 to 362 and encodes 86 amino acids. Gene Ontology annotation, molecular function: RNA binding. Lineage: Eukaryota; Fungi; Mucoromycota; Mucoromycetes; Mucorales; Lichtheimiaceae. Gene Ontology annotation, biological process: mRNA splicing, via spliceosome. Gene Ontology annotation, cellular component: Lsm1-7-Pat1 complex; U4/U6 x U5 tri-snRNP complex; U6 snRNP. The record is from RefSeq and is a predicted model, not a curated record.
CUAUUGCCUACCGUCAAUCCCGUAUUCUGACAUACAAUCAGUUCUUUAUAUUCGUUAAACCCCGCAGUUCGCGCGUUCCUCUAGCUUACACAAGAUAUAAAAUGAAUGCAUCGCAGCUGUUACCAUUAGAACUUAUUGAUAAAUGCAUUGGAUCACAGAUCUGGGUGGUCAUGAAAACUGAGAAAGAGUUCACAGGCAAAUUGCUCGGUUUUGACGAUUAUGUUAACAUGGUGUUGGAAGACGUGACCGAGUACGAAAAAACCAAGGAAGGCUACAGCACCAGCAAGUUGAGCCAGAUCUUAUUGAACGGCAACAACAUAUGCGCGUUGAUUCCAGGUGGAGAAGGACCGAUUAAGAAUUAACAGAGACAAAUUGACAAGAGGAUCGAAGCUCAACAAUACUACAACAACAAUUAUAAUAAUAAAGCAAC